This is a messenger RNA of Filobasidium floriforme, 2036 nucleotides long. Its product is annotated as putative DED81-asparaginyl-tRNA-synthetase. Gene Ontology annotation, biological process: asparaginyl-tRNA aminoacylation. The coding region runs from base 181 to 2010 and encodes 609 amino acids. Gene Ontology annotation, cellular component: cytoplasm. Gene Ontology annotation, molecular function: nucleic acid binding; ATP binding; asparagine-tRNA ligase activity. The transcript has 6 exons. The record is from RefSeq and is a predicted model, not a curated record. NCBI's taxonomy places the organism in Eukaryota, Fungi, Basidiomycota, Tremellomycetes, Filobasidiales, Filobasidiaceae.
CGCUCGAUUAAAUGAUCACGUGACUCGAGAGUUGACCCCGAGUCAUUCUCGACCUCAAAGGUAGCUAUAUAGCUAUACCUUUGCUGAUCAAGAGUUAUUCUUACCUUGACAGUUCAAUUCUUCACUGCUAAAACCGACCUGCAUCUCUUACGGAUAAUCGUUGGGAAAAGAACCUCAAACAUGGCAGAAUCGAUUCAACAAGCCGUCUCGGACCUGUCCACCAAGGUCGCAGAGACCCUGGGCGUAUCCGGUCAACAGACCGGUCAGGAAAAGACUCGAGGUGGUGUAGAGACCGCUGCUCAAGGAGAGCCCAUCUACGUCGAUGAAAAGGCCGGUUCUGAUGGGCCCGAAGCUCAGGGGACCAGCACCACGCCCUUCCUUACCAUUCUGCACGCCAUGCUCACCUCCUUCCCUUCCCCUACCGCCGCUCAGGAUCGACCCAUCCUGGUCCGUAAACCCGACUCGCCCGAGGUCAACGACUGGCAACCCAUCAGCGGAGCCGCAUUGAAGAAGAACAAGAAGUUUGUCGACGCUCACUGGAAAAAGGUGAAAAAGGCCGAGGAGAACAAGGAGGCUACGGAAAAGGCUGAAAGGGAAAGGGAAGAGCGGGAUGCAAAGAGACGAGAGGAGGCUGCCAAGAUCAUCUUGAAGGAGGAUACCAGCUUGCCUGCUGCUCCCAAGGUCAAGAUCGGACACCUCGCCGAGUACCGUGACAAGCGUGUCCGAGUCUUCGGUUGGGUCCACCGUCUCCGUCAACAAGCGCAGAUGACUUUCAUCACCCUUCGAGAUGGUACCGGUUACCUCCAGCUCGUCCUCUCCGGCGACCUUCACAAGACCCUCGACGCUCUCGACCUCGUCACCGAGUGCACCAUCGAGGUGACUGGUGAACUCAAGGCCGUUCCUGAGGGCAAGACCGCUCCGGGCGGACACGAGCUCGCCGCCGAUUGGUGGAAGAUGAUCGGACGAGCUCCUUCCGGGACGGACUCCUACGCCUCUCUGUUCAACGAGCACGCCGAUCCUUCUGUCCGUCAACGACUUCGACACUUGGACCUCCGUGCCGAGACUCCGGCUGCUAUCAUGAGGGUCCGAGCGGCGCUUUUGAACGCCUUUAGGAGGUUUUACGCCAACGAGACAGUACUCGAGGUCACCCCGCCCUGUAUCGUCCAGACGUCGGUCGAGGGAGGGUCGACGUUGUUCAAGUUCGACUAUUACGGUUCAGAGGCAUACUUGACCCAGAGCAGUCAGUUGUUUUUGGAGACGUGUUUGCCCAGCUUGGGAGACGUCUUUUGCGUGCAAGAGAGUUUCAGGGCCGAGAACAGUCAUACCCGACGACACUUGGCAGAGUACACUCACGUCGAGGCCGAGCUCGCUUUCAUCACCUUUGACGACCUCCUCACCCACAUCGAGAGCAUGAUCUGUGAUUCCGUCGAAUACGUGCUCGCUGACCCGGUCGCCGGAAAGCUCGUCCGAGAGCUCAACCCCAACUUUGUCGCCCCUGCCCGACCUUUCCUCAGGAUGGACUACAAAAAGGCCAUCGAGUGGCUCAACGAACACGACAUCCUCUUCCAGGACGAUGACCCAGCCCAACCUCCUCGACCUCACAAGCUCGGGGACGAUAUCGCUGAAGCCGCCGAGAGGAAGAUGACGGACAUUUUGAACGUGCCCAUGUUCAUCACCGGGUUCCCCAGGGAGAUGAAGGCGUUCUACAUGAAGCGAGUCCCCGAGGACGAGCAUUAUACCGAGAGUUGCGACUUGUUGAUGCCCGGUGUCGGAGAAAUUGUCGGAGGGAGCAUGAGGAUGACCGACUUGAAGCAGUUGUUGGAGGGUUACAAGGAGCACGGAAUCGAUCCCAGCCCUUACUACUGGUACAACGAUCAGCGAACUUACGGAACCAUGGAGCACGGAGGAUACGGACUCGGAACCGAACGAAUCCUCGCCUGGUUGUUGAACAGGUACACUGUCCGAGAAGUCUCGUUGUACCCUCGUUACCCGGGACAUGCUCAGCCUUGAGGUGGCAUGGUGACAUGUUAGACGCA